This is a messenger RNA of Ailuropoda melanoleuca (giant panda), 966 nucleotides long. Its product is annotated as vomeronasal type-1 receptor 4-like. Lineage: Eukaryota; Metazoa; Chordata; Mammalia; Carnivora; Ursidae. Gene Ontology annotation, biological process: G protein-coupled receptor signaling pathway. Gene Ontology annotation, molecular function: pheromone receptor activity. Gene Ontology annotation, cellular component: membrane. The record is from RefSeq and is a predicted model, not a curated record.
AUGUUGGAUGACAGAAUAGCCUCCAAGGAUUUGAUAAUAGGAAUAAUCUUCUUGUCACGGACGACAGUUGGAAUUGUGGGCAAUUUCUGUCAUCUUUACCAUUACCUGUUCCUUUACCACACUGAAUGCAGGGUGAGGUCCAUCUAUUUGAUUCUCAAGCACCUGACUAUAUCCAACUCCUUGGUCAUUCUCUCUAAAGGAGUCCCCCAGACAGUGGCGGCUUCUGGUUCGAAUCAUUUUUUCAGUAAAUUUGGUUGCAGACUUCUUUUGUAUGUUCAGAGAGUGAGCAGGGGAGUGUCCAUUAGCACCACCUGCCUCUUGAGUGUGUUCCAGACCAUCAUGAUCAGCCCCAUGAACGCCUGUUGGAAGGAUCUUCAAGCGAAAGCCCCAGAGUAUGUCGGCUUCUCCAUCUCCCUCUGCUGGCUCAUGCACGUGUUUGUAAAUUUAAUUUUUCAUGUGUAUUUGUUACAUGUGUCUGGUAAAUGGAGCAUGAGGAACAACAAACGAGGAGAUUUACGGUGCUGUUUCACUGUAGCUCCUGAGAUAGUCACAGCCCCGCUCUCUGCCCUGUUGAUAAUAUUCUCCGAAUUUUUAUUUUCUGGGCUCAUGAUCUGGGCCAGUGGCUCCAUGACUUUCAUCCUGCACAGGCACAGGCAGCGGGUCCAGCACAUUCACAGGCCUAAUAACGUCUCCCCCAGACCCUCUGCUGAGUCCAGAGCCACCCAGAGCAAACUCGUCCUGGUGAGCACCUUUGUGUCUUUUUACUUCCUCUCCUCCAUCUUUCAUGCUUGUGUUGCUCUUACUUAUAAUCCCAGAUGGUGGCUGGUGAACACCACUGCAGUGAUUUCUGUGUGUUUUCCAGAUGUCAGCCCCUUUCUGUUCAUGAGGCAAGACUCGACUAUACGCAGGCUCUGCUUUUCCUGGAUAAGGAAUGUAAAAUCCUUUAAUCAUACCAGAAAAAAAUAA